This is a messenger RNA of Branchiostoma floridae (Florida lancelet), 1512 nucleotides long. RefSeq lists its product as uncharacterized. The transcript is spliced from 6 exons. Bases 1 to 678 code for a protein of 225 amino acids. The record is from RefSeq and is a predicted model, not a curated record. NCBI's taxonomy places the organism in Eukaryota, Metazoa, Chordata, Leptocardii, Amphioxiformes, Branchiostomatidae.
AUGGGGGGUUCUUUAUCUUUCUACUUCUUCGCUGUCUGUGUACUGCUGGGAGAAGGAAUUUUUGAUCAAGGUGUUGCUGUGGUGGCGGCCUCUAGCGGUAACGAUGUGCAGGUGCAGCCCACCCGCUCCAGUGUAACGGUAGAAGUCGGCCAAACAGCACGACUGUCUUUCAGCAUCAGCACAGACGUACACAAUGCCGAAAAUCUCAGAGCUACAGUUUGGUCGGAGGACAGAGAGAGCUACUGUGAAACGACGACCCCAAAUGGAGUCGUUGGCUGUGUAAAUAUGUUCCAUAACAGAGCUAACAUGACGAUAUGGUGGUCGGAGGACUCUUCAAUUGGAGGCCUGACGUUUGAACUUGUAAAUGUGACCAACAGUAUGUCUAUAGAGACUGAGAUACGAUUCUAUGGCGAGGGCUACGGAAAUGCAAGGGUUUACGUCAAUGUAACAGAGGCCAAAUCCGACCCAGACGUAGAGAACGCCAGAAAACUGCAAGGCACGGAUACUACAACUGUUUGUCUCGCAGUCUUCCUCACAUUGGCGCUAGUCGUGGCAGUUGUCUUCUCUGUGAUGUGGGUAAUAACCAAGCGGAAUUACGACGAAUUAAAACGGAAAUGCGACAAGUACAAGGAUGACUUAACAACGCUACCCAGCACAAGUAAGACCAGCAAAGUGUAGCUGUGGACAACACACAUCUAGGCUGCCACUAUCACAGGAGUACUUUCAGGAGUUUCGAUUUACAAAUGGAAUCACUCAGUCCUCUUCAGUCGUCUGACCCAAACGCUUUAGACACGUGACAUGAACAUGUGACCUGUCGCGAGUGUGACGACAACAGUGGAUGAAAGGUCGUUGGAAGUCCAGAAAAAAAGCCCCCGCGGCCUAAAAAUGCUAUUGGACCACCUUUACAUUUAGGUUCACAAUGCAUUCAUAUGUGUGACAUCCAAUACGCCUUAUCUUGACAACACUGUACUUUUCUUCCGUCGCGUAUAAAAUGUCACGAUCAUUUAGGCGGUGCAUUUUCCAGCUGAACACCUGACGUUAUUGCCCUGAUUUCACUCCCAUUAGGGUAGAUUUACGGGCUAGACGGACAAACAUCCGUUCUCAUUAUCAGGUACUGUAAAAGCGGAAAUGUUCGCGAUGGUUUUAUGUUCACGGUGACCAAUUUGCCGAGACCUGAAUACCACCGUCAAAAUUUUCUUGUUUUGUCUUCUAACCGCCGAAACCCUUGUUUAAAUUAUCAACCGUGAACUUAAAAAACAAACAAACACCGCGAACACUCCAUUUUUCCAUCCCGCGAAUUUAAAUCGACGUAAACAUUUCUCUUUUACAGUAAUUACUAGAUGGGGCCAGUUCGCCUCUUGAAAGUCGUUUUACAGUGAUUGGAUUGAAGCGCAUUAAAGGCUUCCCUUAACCGCAACCACAGAAUAAAUGAUAAAUAUAAAAUACAAAGACCAUAGCUUCGAAUUUUUCAUGUAUUCAUUUUUUGAUGUGGCUGUACAAAUACAUAAGGAA